GCGGCGGCGAUAGCGGCGCCCCGGGCCGACGGCGGAGUCCGGGAGCGGUGGGGGCGGAUGCCCACUCCCCUUGCAGCCCUCCCUGCUCGGAUCCCCACUCGGGCAGAGCCGAGGGGGCGCCGCACGCGCCUUGGCCGCGCUCCCUCCCCGCGCGCCCGCUGCCCAACUUUGCCUCGGGAUGGCAGCCGAGUGAGCAGCCCCGGCAUGCGCGUCAACGCGAGCGGGCCGAACGGCUCUCAGCCGCAGGACCAGCUCACCUUGGACAGGCCCCCCUGGGUGGCCUCCACCCUGGCCGCCAUCCUCAUCUUCACCAUCGCGGUAGAUAUCCUGGGCAACGUGCUGGUGAUCCUGUCCGUGUACAGGAACAAGAAGCUGAGGAACGCGGAUGUGCAGUGAACUUCUGGAUAUCCUGACCAAGAGUGGAGGACUCAAGGAACAUCUGGAUAGCAGAAACAGGUUUUCAAUUUUAGAAGAUCAAAUGCUAACAUGAAAACUCAGGAUCCAAAGACAAGACAGUGAACAGUGAAUGGCAAUGGAAAUUUGUAGUUUAAAACUUCAGGUAGCUUAAAUGGUAAGCAAAUGGUGUAUGUGGUGGGGCUUGGGAGUAUCCAUUUGCGGUUGCAGUUAUUUGAGAGUAAGCCCCACUGAACUGUAUUGGACUUCCCUUUGAAGGAGACCUAUAUAGGACUGUGCUAUGAAUUGUUGCAUCUGGCAGUGGGUGGACAAAAAUGAGAAUACAAGUAAUCAUUUUCAAAAUGCAUUCAUCUAGGCAGCCCAGAAUAACCUGCUAGUACACAAGCAAUAAAAUACAGCACUAUUCUCAA
Varanus komodoensis (Komodo dragon) is the source of this 824-nucleotide messenger RNA. RefSeq names its product melatonin receptor type 1A-like. The transcript has 2 exons. The record is from RefSeq and is a predicted model, not a curated record. Bases 58 to 396 code for a protein of 112 amino acids. Lineage: Eukaryota; Metazoa; Chordata; Lepidosauria; Squamata; Varanidae.